AUGCCAAAACGCAAAAGAGCCGAAGCAGGCCCGCAUCAAGCCAUGGACGACACCAACGAAGUCCACAAGGCCGCAGCAAAGGACCAUCCAAGCCAGCCCACAGAAGAGGCUCCACCUACCCAAUCCUACGAGAUCCCCCUCGAUGACAGCAACAAGAAAAUCCCCUGUAUCCGCCACGGCGCCCCAACAGGCCCAGCACUGAUCUUCACGCACGGCGUCGGCGGCGGCAUCAGCAGUCCGGCAAUGCAGCACUUUGCCGAAGGAUUCGCCCCCAUUGCGCCGGUGGCAUACUUUCAAGGAAACAUGAAUUUGACCUCGCGAGUCAAAAUGUUCAACGCGAUGAGGCAAGGUUCGAAUGAGGACUACCUUGCGCUAGGGGGCAGGAGUAUGGGCGCAAGGGCGGCGGUGCUGGCUGCGUUGGAGAAACCUCUGAUGAAUGAUGGUGGGGAUGAUGGGGGCAAGGCGAAACUGAUUUUGGUGAGUUAUCCGCUCACUGCGGGCAAAGAUGGCGGGGCGAGGGAGCCGGAGCGGAGGGAGCAGAUUCUUCUGGAUUUACCCGAUGAGGUGGAGGUUCUGUUUGUGUGUGGGAGUCGGGAUAAGCAGUGUGACAUGAAAUUCCUGGGCGAAGUGAGAGGCAGGAUGAGGGCGAGGAGUUGGUUGAUUGAGGUCGUGGGAGCGGAUCAUGGGAUGGAGUGUAGGCCGAAGAAUAGGACGGAGGAAAUCAGGAGGAUGUCUGGAAGAUGUGCGGCGGAGUGGCUUGUUGGCGGGAAGAGGGAUGUUGAGAGGAGGUUUUGUGAGGUGAGGGUCGGUGAGGAUGGUGUAGUCGUCUCUGGCGCAUGGGUGACGGAGAGAAGUGAACGAGUUGCGGAUGCAACGGAUGAUGAGUAG
Dissoconium aciculare CBS 342.82 is the source of this 888-nucleotide messenger RNA. RefSeq lists its product as uncharacterized. The transcript has a single exon. Lineage: Eukaryota; Fungi; Ascomycota; Dothideomycetes; Mycosphaerellales; Dissoconiaceae. The coding region runs from base 1 to 888 and encodes 295 amino acids. The record is from RefSeq and is a predicted model, not a curated record.